UGCUGUGGUAUAUUUUGUCAUUAUGAGAUGUCGUCUACCAGUGCUUCAUUUGUGCAAAUUAGAUUUGAUGACUUGCAGUUUUUUGAAAACUGCGGUGGAGGGAGUUUUGGCAGUGUCUAUCGAGCCCGAUGGAUUUCUCAGGACAAGGAGGUGGCUGUAAAAAAGCUGCUCAAAAUAGAAAAAGAGGCAGAAAUACUCAGUGUGCUCAGUCACAAAAACAUCAUUCAGUUCUAUGGAGCUGUCAUUGAACCUCCAAAUUAUGGCAUUGUUACAGAGUAUGCUUCUGCUGGAUCACUGUUUGAUUACAUUAAUAGUAACAAAAGUGAAGAAAUGGAUAUGGAUCAUAUCAUGACCUGGGCAACAGACAUAGCUAAAGGAAUGCACUAUUUACAUAUGGAAGCUCCAGUUAAAGUAAUCCACAGAGACCUGAAGUCCAGGAAUGUUGUUAUAGCUGCUGAUGGUGUUUUAAAGAUCUGUGAUUUUGGUGCCUCAAGGUUCCACUCUCAUACAACACACAUGUCAUUAGUGGGCACUUUCCCAUGGAUGGCCCCUGAAGUUAUCCAGAGUCUCCCAGUGUCUGAAACGUGUGACACAUACUCAUAUGGAGUGGUUCUCUGGGAGAUGCUAACAAGGGAGGUCCCCUUUAAAGGCUUGGAAGGAUUACAAGUAGCUUGGCUUGUAGUGGAAAAAAACGAGAGAUUAACCAUUCCAAGCAGUUGUCCCAGAAGUUUUGCGGAACUGAUGCACCAAUGUUGGGAAGCUGAUUCAAAGAAAAGGCCAUCUUUCAAGCAGAUCAUUUCAAUUCUGGAAUCUAUGUCAAAUGACAGCAAUCUUCCAGACCAAUGUAACUCAUUCCUGCAUAACAAGGCAGAGUGGAGAUGUGAAAUUGAGGCAACCUUAGAGAGACUAAAGAAACUGGAGCGUGAUCUGAGCUUUAAAGAGCAGGAACUAAAGGAACGGGAGCGACGUCUGAGGAUGUGGGAGCAGAAGUUAACCGAACAGUCCAAUACUCCUUUUCUCUUACCUCUUGCUGCAAGAAUGUCUGAGGCGUCUUACUUUGAAUCUAAAACAGAGGAGUCAAACAGUGCAGAGAUGUCAUGUCAGAUCACAGCAACAAGUAACGGGGAGGUAGCUGGCAUGAACCAAAGUCUGAAGGCCUUGAUGAUGACGGGCUUUGGGGAUAUCUUCUCUCUGAACAAAGCAGGAUCUGUCCUGCAUUCUGGAAUGCAGAUAAACAUGCAAGCCAAAAAGAAUUCUUCUAAAACCACCUCUAUGAGAAAAGGAAAGAAAAUCAACAUGGCUUUGGGUUUCAGUGAAUUCGACUGGUCAGAUGACGAUGAUGAUGAUGAUGAUUAUUUUGAUGACACAGACGAUAGCAGCGAAUGAAUCAGUUACAGAAUUAAGUCUGAAAUCGUUUUUUGCAAAGCAAAACAAUAAAGUUUUAGAACAAGAAUCCUGUCAGUUUGGUCUGUUUAAAUCAUGUAAAAGAAAAAAAGUGAGUUUUCCAGGCUGAGCAUGUUUGUGUGUAGAAAGACAUGUUGUUUCCAUUUAGAUUGUGUUGACUUAUUUCUACUUGGAUGAAAUUUGGAACUAAACUUUCAAAAUCAAUUGAGAUUAUUAUUAUUUUAAGAACUAUGAUUAUAGCUAUACUACUUGAUGCCUGAUUACAGAAACUAUGGCUUGAUGAAUUAAAGAUCUGAAAACAUUGGGGGAGACUUUAAUGCCUAUUGUACUUCAUUUUUUUUCUUUGUGUUUUUUUUUGUCAUUUUCCUUACUUCUUUUACAGACAAUCAUAUGAAUAUAAUUGUACUUCC
Tinamus guttatus (white-throated tinamou) is the source of this 1814-nucleotide messenger RNA. It is a transcript of the gene MAP3K20, whose product is annotated as mitogen-activated protein kinase kinase kinase 20. The record is from RefSeq and is a predicted model, not a curated record. Lineage: Eukaryota; Metazoa; Chordata; Aves; Tinamiformes; Tinamidae. Gene Ontology annotation, molecular function: MAP kinase kinase kinase activity; protein binding; ATP binding. Gene Ontology annotation, biological process: protein phosphorylation. Gene Ontology annotation, cellular component: cytoplasm.